GACAAAUACAUGGUUAUAAUAUAUAUAACAUAUUUGACAAAUGAUUUUUCGAUUAAAAUUAAAUAAAUAAAUCAAGAAACAUUAUAUUUAUCAAAACAUUAAUUAGGUGUACAUAUUUAUAAAAAAUUUAACCUAAGCAACAUAAGUUGCAAUGGCCUUUUAAACGAGUUGAUGACAAGUGAUCACUGUAUAAAUUAUAAUAGAUAUAAUUAUAAUUAAAUCGAUUAAUAAUGGACGAUAAUAUUGCGCCAAAUAUGAUAUUUCAUCCUAUAAUAUCUUCUAUACAAAAAAUUGCGCUUUACGAAACAAAAUCGCGAUUUUAUCUAAUGGGAUCAAAUAAUACAUUAACGCGAUUCCGUGUUUUAAAAAUUGAUCGAAUGGAACCAAGGGAACUUCUUGUCAUUGAUGAUAAAAGAGAGUAUACUCAAGAUGAAAUACAAGAUCUCGUUAACAUGAUAGAUAUGGGUAAUCGUACACGCAUAGGACAACGCAAUAAUGUUGGUGGUGUUGCACGAGUUGUUUCAGCUUUUGGUAUUGUUGGCAACAAUAAUAAAGAAUCCAGCACAAAUAUAUCAGAGGAGUCUGAGCAGCAUCGGUCACAAAAGCCGAUGCACAAACCAACAAAAACUAAAUUCACCUGGAAGAAUAUGUGGCAGAGAGAUACUUUUCCCAGGCUAGUGUCAGCUUUUGGUCUUCUUGGUUUUGUACGCUUUUUGGAAGGAUAUUAUAUUAUUCUCGUAACGAAACGUCGCAGAGUGGCAUUCAUUGGUCAUCACACAAUAUAUAAAAUAGAAGAUACUUCAAUGAUAUAUAUUCCGAAUGACACUGUUCGUCUAUUUCAUCCUGAUGAGCAAAGAUAUGUAAAGAUGUUCCAAGGUAUUGAUUUGAGCAGCAACUUCUACUUCAGUUAUUCCUAUGAUUUGACACAUACUUUACAAUAUAACAUGGCACCACCAAAGCAUAUCAAAUUGGACAUACCCAACAAUGCAAAUCAGAAAGAAGAUGAUAUAGAAGAAGCUGAAGAUUUUUUUAACAUGUGGUCAUUUCAUAAAAACUGGCAAAAUGAUAGUAAGAAGAAAAAAUAUAUUGAUUAUGCAGUACGUAGUAAUCCGCAUCGUCGGUUUGUAUGGAAUUCUCAUUUAUUAGCACCAGUAGAAAAAGAUCUCCAUAGAGAUUGGAUUUUAUAUGUAAUACAUGGUUUUAUUGGACAAUCCAAUGUUAGUAUUUUUGGAAGAUCUGUCUAUAUUGCUUUGAUAGCUAGACGAAGUAAUAAAUAUGCAGGCACUAGAUUUUUAAAGCGUGGUGCAAAUUUUGAUGGUGAUGUAGCAAAUGAAGUAGAAACAGAGCAAAUUGUUCAUGAUUCUGGUGUGAGUUCUUUAAAUAAUGGACGCUUUAGUUCUUUUGUACAAAUGCGUGGGUCAGUUCCUGGUCAUUGGAGUCAAGAUGUCAGUAAGAUGGUUCCAAAGCCUACAAUUGUUUGUGAUUUAGCUGAUCCAUAUGUAGAAACAGCUGGAGCACAUUUUAAUAAACUUCUGAAGAGGUACGGAUCGCCGAUUAUAAUAUUGAAUCUUGUUAAAAAGAGUGAAAAAAAAAAACAUGAAAGUACAUUAAGUGAGGAAUUAAAUAUGGCUGUGCAAUAUUUAAAUCAAUUUUUACCUCCAGAACAUCAUAUUCAGUACAUAAGUUUUGAUAUGGCAAGAAUGCUUAAGCGAAAAGAGGUGAAUGUAAUGGGUCGUUUAGCAAAUAUAGCUCAUAAUGCAGUUUUAAAAACAGGUGUUUUCCAAUCGCAUAAUCCAUAUUAUAGUCAAAGAAAUUUAUUCAUGCAACAACAUAGUAAUACUAAAAAAGUUCAUAAAACAAAUUCAAGUUCUGGAUUAUCAUUUAGUUCUAAUGAUGUAAGAAAUUCUUUUAAUGGUUCAUCAAAACCAGAAUGUAAUAAUUACUUAAGUACUCAUACUUUGGAGAUGCCAUCCAUCGAAUGUAAUAAAACAUAUGAUCUAGAAUAUAUUGAAGAUCAUAUAAAGGAUUGUUUUGCAAAGAAAGGAAUACCACAAACUGGAAUUAUUAGAACAAAUUGUGUGGAUUGUCUGGACAGGACUAAUACAGCUCAGUUUGCUAUAGGCAAAUGUGCUUUAGGUUUUCAGUUAUGUGCUUUAGGAGUAUUAGAAAGUCCUAAACUUGAGUUUGACUCUGAUUGUGUAAGAAUGUUGGAAGAAUUGUAUGAAGAUCAUGGUGAUACAUUAGCUUUACAGUAUGGUGGAUCUCAAUUAGUACAUAGAAUUAAAACCUAUAGAAAAACUGCACCAUGGACUAGUCAAGGAAAUGAUAUUAUGCAAACAUUGAGUAGGUAUUAUAGUAAUACCUUCAGUGAUCAAGAAAAACAGCAUACAAUUAAUUUAUUUCUAGGCCUUUUUAUACCUGAAGAAGGCAAACCUUCAAUAUGGGAAUUAUUAACAGAUUAUUAUCUUCAUCAUAAGCCUGCUUGUCAAUAUUUUCGUAAAGGAAGAUUACUCACUCAAUGGUGGAACAAAAAUAUAUUAAAAUGUCUACCAUAUGCAUUCAAUGAAGUAACAAAAACUUGUUCUGAAAUGAUACAAGUGCAAAGUACUUUAGAAGAAAUGAUUGAUGUUUAUUAUGAUUACCAUAGACCUUAUGAAUUAUCUUUACUUGCGGAUUUAUAUGCAUAUAAAAUAAGUCAUUCAGUUAGAGAUUUUAUGCCUCAUUUCACAACAAGCUUUAGUCCAUUUGCUGUACGAAUAAGACCAGGUAGAAGAAGAGAAGAAACUGGUAAUAAAAAUUUGAAUAUGAAAAAUCCAUCUAUGACUGGACAAAGUAGUACAAGCAGUACAACAUCUAGUGCAAGUUCGAGCGAAGAUUCAACUUCCGAUGAAGACGAAAGUCAUCCACAAAUGAAUGACUCACAAUUAUUUGCAUCUAAAGAUAAUUCAGAGUUAAUGACCUUUGAACUUUUAUUUCCAUCAAUGAAAGAGGUAUAUGGAAUGCAACCAGAAUAUCCAGCAAGAAAUGAUAUAAUCCUCUAUAAAAGAUUUGUUUUAAUAGGACGUAAUGCAACGUAUCCAAUAGAUCAAACAAAACUUCGUUCAAAAUUGAUGCAACAAGCAUCAUUCCCAGAAAACCCUCAACCACCGAUUGUUAAUUCUUUACCAGUCAUCAAAGAUGCAAGCAUAAACAUAUAUGAACAGUAUGUUAACAGAGCCAAGGUAGGUGGAUCUAUUCCAAACUCUAAUGACAUGAAUCUUUAUAAAAGUUACGUAAAUCAAGAGCAACUUUUAUUAAAGUUAGUAUGUACUAAUAAUUGUACCUAAGAUCUAAUAAUAGUUAUACUAAUUUUUGCGAAUUAAAUGAAGCAAUUAAAUUAAAGUUAAGUUAAUUUAUAAGUUAAUUAAUAACUUAUAAAUUAUUUAUAAAUUAUUCAUUCCUUUUACAUGCUGUAAAU
This is a messenger RNA of Vespula pensylvanica (western yellowjacket), 3457 nucleotides long. RefSeq names its product polyphosphoinositide phosphatase (gene FIG4). Gene Ontology annotation, biological process: phosphatidylinositol dephosphorylation. The transcript has 14 exons. NCBI's taxonomy places the organism in Eukaryota, Metazoa, Arthropoda, Insecta, Hymenoptera, Vespidae. The record is from RefSeq and is a predicted model, not a curated record. The coding region runs from base 231 to 3326 and encodes 1031 amino acids. Gene Ontology annotation, cellular component: intracellular membrane-bounded organelle. Gene Ontology annotation, molecular function: phosphatidylinositol-3,5-bisphosphate 5-phosphatase activity.